Messenger RNA from Acyrthosiphon pisum (pea aphid), 2985 nucleotides. RefSeq names its product fatty acid synthase. Gene Ontology annotation, biological process: fatty acid biosynthetic process. The record is from RefSeq and is a predicted model, not a curated record. Gene Ontology annotation, molecular function: fatty acid synthase activity; oxidoreductase activity. The coding region runs from base 22 to 2916 and encodes 964 amino acids. Lineage: Eukaryota; Metazoa; Arthropoda; Insecta; Hemiptera; Aphididae. The transcript has 16 exons.
AGUUUUAUUAUUGUAUGUUCCAUGAAAAAACUUCAAGAACUCGAAGACUGGAAAAUAAUUACACAGCAGGAAUUCGACAAUAACAGUUGUUUAACAUUGAUGAAAAAAAAAAUAAGGUUAGAGGACAAGAGCAUAUUUAUUAAACCAACCAAUGAUAAUUAUGACUUGAGCAUUUGGAGAGCAUUAGAGACAAAUAAUUCAUCAAAGGAUAAGAUUUAUAUAAUUUCAAUGUCUGAACCAUUAGAAGGCAUCUCCAUUUAUGUUAAAGAAAUGUUGCAUAAGUAUAAAUCAAAGGAAUUAAGAUUCUUGUUUAUUUUGGAUACAAAUGCACCAGAUUUUGAAUCCAAUAAAUCUUUUUAUGCAUAUCAACUAUCGAAAGAUUUAUUAGUAAAUAUUUAUAAUAAUGGUGAUUGGGGUUUUUACAAAAGUAUUGAUCUUCAAGAUAUAAAAGACGAUAUAAAAGUCAACAAAAAUCUAGUAUUAAAAAAUUUUAUUAUAAAUAAUAAAAACAAAUUGACAGUUAACUAUUUAGGGUUGAAUUUCAAAGAUUUAGUUCUUGACGAAAACACCGAAAACGAUUUCGGACCAUUUGAAUACUCGGGGCAUAACAACAACAAAACAACUAUGGGAAUAGCCUCGAUCAAUGAAAUGUCUUCUCAAAUAAUUUAUGACCCAGUAUUAUCAUGGCCUAUACCGUCGGCAUGGUCACUACAAGAGGCCGCCACUGUACCUCUAGCUUAUGCCCUGAGCUAUUAUGCGUUGAACAUAUUGAGUACCCUUCAAAAGGAUAAAACUGUUUUAGUAACCUCGGGGUUGAAUCCAAUAGGUCAAGCGGCAAUUUCGAUAAGUUUAGACAUGAAAUGUCAGACUUAUGUCAUAGUAGACUCAGACCAACAAGCUGAACAACUAUCUGUUACCUUCCUUCAGCUAUCGCGAUCAAAAAUACUAAUAAACAAAAACAACACAUUUGAUGUUCAUUUAAAAAUGAUAACAAAGUCCAAGGGCAUUGAUUGUAUAUUGAACUUUUUAAGUGGUGAAUCAUUUUAUGCUGCCGUUCGUGCAUUAGCUGCACACGGAAAUUUCUUCAAUUUUUCAAAAUUAGAUAUGAAAAAACAAAGAUAUUUGGGAUCACGAAUAUUCAGUUUUGGCACAUCAUUCUUUUCAAUUGGUUCAAGCAAAUUGUUAAAUGAAAAUAUUGAAAAUAAACAAAUUUUACAAAAAGCAUUCAUGAAUGGUUUGAAUAAAGGCGUGAUAAAACCUUUUCGUAGUCACGUUGUAACUACUUUAUCGAGUGGUAAUAAAAUGUUUGACACAAUGAGAAUCAAUACUUCGUCGAUUACGUAUAAAAAAGUGUUAUUGUCCAUAAACGAUUAUACCAAAGAUAACGACUGUUCUAAGUUAAACGAAAAAGUUGAAUGUAAUAUGUAUGAAUGUCAUCAUGAUAAAAUUUACCUAAUAGUUGGAAACAGAGGAGAUUGGUUAGACCUCGCGGAAUGGUUGGUCGAACGAGGGGCUAAAAGAAUUAUGAUCGUCGUUAAAAAGUGUUCAAUGUCAUCGACUGUUUGUAGGAGAUUUGAUCAACUCAUCUCCCGGAACGUAUCAAUACAAAUCGAAUCAGAUUUACAUUUAAAAACUAAAGAGGAGUCGCUUAACUGGUUAAAUUAUUUAACAUCAUCUAAAGAGUUAGGUGCAUUAUUUAUACUGAAUCAGUUUAACGAUACUAAAAUAAGUAAUCUACGAUAUUCUUUCGAAGAGCUUAAGAGUAAAAUAGCUGCUACUCCAUUUAUAUGUAUAUUAAGUAAAGCAGAACAUAUUUGUGCCGAGCUUAAAUCUAUAGGUUUUAAUGCAUUAAACAUAUCAUGGGACGGGCUGUCUACAGAACCAAAAAAUACAGAAACAAUUUUGGCGUCUCUAGAUUUUCUUCUACAAAAUUCAAAUACUUCAGAGUCAUAUUCAUUUAUAUGCUCUAAGGAAAACAACAAUACAUCAAAAUGGUCUUACCAAAUGAACGAUGUGAUUGCAAACUUUUUCCCUGAAUCUGCAAAUGAGUUACACCUUCUGAAUAAUAAAAUUGCAAAAGAAGCCGGAUUUAUCGAAGUUGCUACAAGAAGUCCAAGGUUAUCACAAUUGAAGUCUGUGUCACCUGUGUUUGUUAUACCUGGAUUUAAACCAAAAUCCAUCGAAUCAUUUUAUAAACAAUUCUUUUAUCCUGUAUUUGAAGCACAGUAUCCUGAAGAUAUUACUUCAAUCGAUUAUUUAGCUGAAACUUUAGUGAAAAAACUCAAAAGCAUCUCGGAUCAUGGUUAUGUAUCCAUUAUUGGAGAAUGUUGGGGUGGGAUUAUCGCUCUAAAAAUAGCUCAAAUAUUGGAAGCACAAGGAACAUUAGUCACUGUAACAUUAUUAGAAUUUGACUCAGAAUUUUUGAAUGGAUGGGCUGAGCGUUUUCGGUCAAAUGAUAAUUUCGACAAGCAGUUAAAUAAAAUGUAUAGUACAUCGUACACAGAGAUUACUAAAUCUAAAGUUCAAACAAACGACAGUAAAAUUCAGUCAAUUGUGUCUUAUCAUCAAAAAAUACUUGAAGAAAACACACACAGAGCAUUAAACCUUAUUUGGUCAUUAUUAAGGAUAUUUUUAGAGUCCAAGCCUCAGUCAAAUAGAUUGCAUUCGAAUGUGUUGAUAUUUAGAUAUGAACGGAAGUUUGAAUUUAAUAGAACAAAUUUAAAUGACUACUGUAUUAAACCACCAGUUUUAUCCAUCAUACCUAAGCCAGAUUAUAAAAGUAUGUUAGAGGACAAGAGAACGAUUGAUGGUAUAACAAAGAAUGUAACACAAUUGUAUCCAGUUGGAAUAGAAUUAUCGUUGAGUGAGAAAUAUAAAAAUGUUUACUUUAAUAUUGAAAAACUUUUCAAUAGAUAAAUCUUAACACAAAUUUAGUAUGUUUCUUUUUUAAUUAUUAUGUAUUAUGUUUAUUGUGUAUUAUGGAAA